Aspergillus oryzae RIB40 is the source of this 408-nucleotide messenger RNA. RefSeq lists its product as uncharacterized. The transcript has a single exon. The record is from RefSeq and is a predicted model, not a curated record. Lineage: Eukaryota; Fungi; Ascomycota; Eurotiomycetes; Eurotiales; Aspergillaceae. Gene Ontology annotation, molecular function: flavin adenine dinucleotide binding. The coding region runs from base 1 to 408 and encodes 135 amino acids.
AUGGGGCCACUUGCUCGCUACGCUGUUAAUGUAGCGUCAACCACAGACGUGCAGAAGGUCCUCUAUCUCACGGAUAAACAAAAUAUUCGCCUUGCUAUCCGGAACACAGGCUAUGAUUUUAUGGGUAAAUCCCCUGGGCCUGCCGCUGUUGCUUUCUGGACACAUCACCUCAAAUUAGUCCAAUCCAUGCCCGGAUAUAUCCGUUAUAGCGGGCCCACAAUGCGCAUUGGUGCAGGAAUACAGGGCUCCAAAGCUCAAAACGCCGCCCACAAAUCAGGCUUUGUUAUUGUGACUGGUCAUUAUCCAGACAUCCGAAUAGCAGGCGGCUACACUCAGGGCGGAGGCCAUGGGCCGCUGGGAUCGCGAUAUCGACGUCAGUUGACAAACUCUUGGAGUGGGAGGUUGUGA